Molecule: messenger RNA, 2028 nt
Organism: Limanda limanda (common dab)
Lineage: Eukaryota; Metazoa; Chordata; Actinopteri; Pleuronectiformes; Pleuronectidae
Product: B-cell receptor CD22-like
Exons: 12
Coding region: 1-2028 (675 amino acids)
Biological process (GO): cell-cell adhesion
Cellular component (GO): membrane
Source: RefSeq, a predicted model, not a curated record
AUGAUUCUGGAAAGAGGAACACAGACUGAAAAUGCUCUGGUUGGUGGAGGCAUCCUACAGCAGGCUGGAUCGAAGGUGAAAAUACGCUGCUCCUACAGUCACCCAUCCAGAAUAAAAGGCCUUAAUGUUGCAGUGGAGCAAAGGUUCUGGUUUACUAAAGUGCAGGAUGGUAAACCCGUGGAUCUGAGAGCAGCCUCUGAGUACACAGGUCGUGUGAAGUAUGACUGUAGAAACAAGGCCUGCACUCUGACCAUCACAGACCUGAGAGACAGCGACUCAGCAGUUUACCAGUUCAGGUUCACAACAAACCUCCUGACUGGGAGUUUUACUGGUUCACCUGGAGUCUCCUUGUCUGUCACAGGUGUCCAGGUGAUCAUCACAAAAUCAUCAGCCUGCAGGACGGGGGACUGUUCAUGGUCAAGUGUGGAGUGUCAAACCAGUUGUCCUCCAACUCCCAGUCUGUCCUACACCUGGUACAAGAACGGAAAAAAGACAUCGGAAAAAACAUCUUAUACCGCCUCCUUUUAUUCAGCAGACAGCAUUUCCUGUGCUGUGAGAGGCCACGAGGAUUUCCCCUCUGCUACAGUGUAUGCUCCGAAGGUUCCUUUAGUGCAGCUGAGUCAACCUGGAGACAUUCUGAAGGACAGCUCGGUGUCUCUGACCUGCAGCAGUGAUGCUAACCCAGCAGCUAACUACACCUGGUACAAGGGGAACCAGACUUUGCUCAACAGAGCAGCUCAGCUGGUUUUCAGCUCCAUCCUGUUGUCUGACUCUGGAGAAUAUUACUGCACAGCUGAGAAUGCUCUGGGGAAGACAGCGUCUAAACGUGUCUUAAUAAACAUGAAAUACGCUCCAAAGCCUCCCUCUGUGUCAGUGAGUCCCUCUGGUGAGAUCAUGGAGGGCAGCUCGGUGACUCUGACCUGCAGCAGUGAUGCUAACCCAGCAGCUCACUACACCUGGUACAAGGAGGACGAGGACUCACCAACAGCAUCAGGACAAAACUUCACCAUCACUGAUAUAAAAGCUGAACAUGGUGGAAAGUAUCAGUGUGAGGCCCAGAACACACACGGACGUAGUAACACCACCUUACAUCUGAGUGUAAGAGCAGUGGUACAGUGUGAGAAUGACUGGGAUGUGAGUUACACUUCUACUGAGCUCUGUGCCGUCAGAGGAUCAACAGUGGACAUUACCUUGGUAAGGAGUCAGAUUGACUGGAGUGUGAGUUACACUUCUACUGAUGUCUGUGCCUUCAGAGGAUCAACAGUGGACAUUAACUAUGCUCCAAAGCCUCCCUCUGUGUCAGUGAGUCCCUCUGGUGAGAUCAUGGAGGGCAGCUCGGUGACUCUGACCUGCAGCAGUGAUGCUAACCCAGCAGCUAAAUACACCUGGUACAAGAGAAGUGGAGGUAAACAAGUUCAACGUCUCAGUGAAGAGACACAAUUUGUCCUCAGCUCCAUCCGGUCGUCAGACUCUGGAGAGUAUUACUGCACAGCUGAGAAUGAGCUGGGAAGGAGUUCAGCAAACAUCUUUAUUACUGUGACAUACGCUCCAAAGCCUCCCUCUGUGUCAGUGAGUCCCUCUGGUGAGAUCAUGGAGGGCAGCUCAGUGACUCUGACCUGCAGCAGUGAUGCUAACCCAGCAGCUCACUACACCUGGUACAAGGAGGACGAGGACUCAACAAAAGCAACAGGACAAAACUUCACCAUCACUAAUAUCACAGCUGAACAUGGUGGAAAGUAUCAGUGUGAGGCCCAGAACACACACGGACGUAGUAACACCACCUUACAUCUGACUGUUGGAGCAGGGAAGUCAGUGAUAAUCAUGAAUAUCAUCAGGCUGACUCUGGUGGUCGUGCUGGUUCCAGUGCUGGUCUGGACUCUGUGGACGAGGAUGAAGAAAACUCUGAGCUUGAAAUCAGAAGUGAAUGAAGCUGUGGAGAUGAUAGAGUUAGACAACUCUCGUGAGUAUGACGACAUCGCUGCUGCAGCACAGACAGAAGACACAGAGGAGCAGGAAGACCUGGUGUGA